UGUGGGCGGGAACAUCGUUAAAGUUUUAGUCUAGAAUAAUUUUCCUAAUUGAAUGUGCUGUUUCACUAAAGGUUUGUAAGUCUACUAAGGCAUGCGACUGAUCAAUCAGUAGGACCAUUUCUUCUGUGGCCAACUCACCAACAUGUUGCCAUAUAAGUGGCCUCUUGUCAGUUCUUGCCUACUUUAGUAACAGACUAUCAAGAGAUUAAUACAGAUAUCUAAGGAUCCACAGACUCAACUGCACGCCACGAGAAAUUUUGCACACGACCAGACAGACAACUCAAAGGUACAAGAACUUUCAGAAGGAAACACAGAGAAGUUAAGCCAGUUUUUGCAGUUAGAAACGACAGUUUCUUUAUGCAAUUUCACAGUAGAUUCAAGCACCCCAGCGUGCAAAAUAUCAACUAAUGAUGAUAUAUCAUAAUCUGUUUCUUUUGAUGAGCAAAUUGUAAGGCUGAUGAAAUAUCAAGUCAAGCAGAAAUGGUGCUGUCAGAGGACGAAAAGCAGCUCCAGGAAGGCGAGCGAUUUGAGACUGGAGAAGAGACAGGAAGGGAAGUAAAAGAUAAAAUGCCAAGAAGUAAUGACACUGAAGAAGGUUUACUUGAAGAUGACACCACUAAAGUCUACAGCACUGUACAUAGUGGAGAGAAGAUAGUAAAGCAAAUCUUUCAGGUGGACAGUCCUGAGGAAGCAGCAUCAAAAUCAAGUGGUGAAGAUGAGGGGAACAAUGCAACAGUGGAAGAGCCUCAUCUGUCAAAACUGGUUCAUGAUGGACAUGGGAUACAAGCCAUCCCCAGAGAACAAAUUGAAAAAGCCAAUGUUGUAUUUGUCACCCCAAAACCAAUUGAAGAAGAAAUGACAAAGAACCAUCAAGACAAUGAAAAUGAAACAAAAAAUUCAAGAGAAGAGGAUGGCUGUUUAAAGAUUAUAAAAGAAGGCAAUGUCAAUGACUCUUCACAAGAGUCUAUAGGAGUAGGUCCAAUUCAGAACUUUGAAGAUGAUAAAAAGGAAACAACAAACCUUUCUAAAGGAGAGACUGCCAGUGUCAGGGCAUGUGAGAGCAUUGCACUGGGGACAAUUCAUAAUACGGAAAGCCUGGAAAAUAUUCCUGGUGCUUCACAACAAGAGGAAGGUCUUCAAGGAGACUCUGGGUACCUCGCUCCAACAGAAGCUUCUGCAAACAAUGAAGACAAGAAUGCUUCUACUGCCCAAGUGGUUGAGGACAAAAAUGACAACAGGCUAGCUGAGACUACAGAAAACAGUGCAAAGGUAACACCACAAGGGGAGGAAGACUUACAACAGGGAUUGCAGAUAAAUGAAAGCCCAGAAAAUAUUCUUGGUGCUUCAUUGGUAAAACAAAAAGGAGGUCUGCAAGGAGAAGUUGAGAAUCAAUAUUCAACCGAAUCUUCAAUAGAGAACAGAGACGAGGUGACAUCUUCUAUAAAAAAUACAGAAAUCGGUGCAAGGGCAAUAGGAGGUGAAGAAGAAACAGAUCACGCAUUAAAGAAUGAUGAACCAGGAGAGACAGAUCGUGAAGUUGAAAGCCCUGGAGAGGUUUUUGAUACUGCAAAACAAGGGAAUGGUUUGCAGGCUGAUGAUGACAACCUGGUUCCACCAGAAACUUCAAUUAACAAAAGAGAUGAGCUCACAUCUUCUGUCAACACGUUUGGGGACAACCAUGAGAAUAACAGGCUAGCUGAGGCUACAGAAAACAGUGCAAAAACAACACCAGAAGGGGAAGAUUCAGAACCUCCCUCACAGGGAGAUGAAACAGGAGAGAGCAUUGCACUCGAGACAGCACAUGGAGUUGAAAUGCCAAAGGACAUUCCUGAUCUUGCAUUGGUGAAGCAAGACGAAGGACUGCAGGAAGAAUGUGAGAAGAUAACUCCAGAAGCUGAAAUAGAAAAAAGACAUGAGGACACAUCUUAUGUCAAAGUGGUUGAGGACAAAGAUGUCAAUCUAUCUGAGGCUACAGAAAACAGAGUAAAGGCAACACCAGAAGGUCAAGAAGAUUCUGAGCAUGCUUUACAUAAACAUGAAACAAGAGAGAGCACUGCACUCAAGACAGAUCAUGGAGUUGAAAACCCAAAAAACGUUCAUGAUUCUGCAUUGGUGAAGCAAGAGGAAGUACUGCUAGGAGAAGUUGAGAACCGAUACUCAACCGCAUCUUCAAUUGAGAACAGAGAUAAGGAGACAUCUUCCAUCAAAGUGGCUGAAGACAAUGACAAAAAUAACAGGCCAGUUGAAACUACAGAAAACCAUGCGAGGGUAACACAGCAAGGUGAAGAAGAAAGAGAUCAGGUUUUGCUGAAUGAUGAACCAGGAGAGACAGAUCGUGAAGUUGAAAGCCCUGGAGAGGUUCGUGAUACUGUAAAACAAGGGAAUGGUUUGCAGGGAGACGAUGACAAAGUGUUUCCACAAGAAACUUCAAUUAACAAAAGAGAUGAUCUCAUAUCUUCUGUUGGAAUGUAUGGUGACAACCAUGAGAAUAACAGGCUUGCUGAGGCUUUAGAAAACAGUGCAAAAACAACAUCAGAAGGGGAAGAUUCGGAACCUCCCUUAACGAGAGAUGAAACAGCAGAGACCACUACACUUGAGACAAAUCAUGGAGUUGAAGUCCCCAAAAACAUUCCUGAUCCUGCAUUGGUGAAACAAGAGGAAGGAUUGCAGGCAGAAUGUGAGGAGUUGGCUUCAACAGAAGCUGAAAUAGAGAAAGGAGAUGGGGACACAUCUUAUGUCAAAGUGACUGAAGACAACUAUGCCAAUAACAAGCUGGUUGAGGCUACAGAAAAUAGUACAAAAACUACACCAGAAGGUGAAGAAGAUCCUGAAAAGAGCAUUGUACUCGAGACAGCACAUGGAAUUGAAAUCCCAAAGAACAUUUCUGAUCUUGCAUUGGUGAAGCAAGAGGAAGGACUACAGGCAGAAUGUGAGAAGAUAGCAUUACCAGAAGCUGAAAUAGAAAAACGACAUGAGGACACAUCUUGUGUCAAAGUGGUUGAGGACAAAGAUGUCAAUAAUAGUCUAGCUGAGGCUACAGAAAACAGUGCAAAGGCAACACCAGAAGGUCUAGAAGAUUCUCAGCAUGCGUUGCAUGAACAUGAAACAAGAGAGAGCAUUGCACUUGAGACAUAUCAUGGAGUUGAAAGUCCCAAAAACAUUCCUGAUUCUGCAUUGGUGAAACAAGAGGAAGUAUUGCAAGGAGAAGUUGAGAACCAAUAUUCAACUGAAUCUUCAAUUGAGAGCAGAGAUGGGGAGACGUCUUCCAUCAAAGUGGCCAAAGACAAUGAUGAAAAUAACAGACAAGCUGAAACUACAGAGAACCAUGCAAGGGUAGUACAACAAGGUGAUGAAGAAACAGAUCAUGUUUUACAGAAAGAUGAAUCAGGAGAGACAAAUUGUGAGGCUGAAAGGCCUAGAGAGAUUCUUGAUACUGUGAAGCAAUGGAAUUACUUGCAGGAAGAUGAUGACAACCUGGUUCCAGAAACUUCAUGUAACAAAAAAGACGAGCUCACAUCUUCUGUCGAAGUGUUUGGGGACAAGAUUGAGAAUAACGGGCAAGCUGAGGCUAAAGAAAACAGUGAAAAAACAACACCAGAAAGUGAAGAAGAUUCAGGACAUGCCUUACAAAGAGAUGAAACAGGAGAGUGCAUUGCACAUGAGACAAAUCAUGGAGUUGAAGGCCCCAAAAACACUCCUGAUCCCGCAUUGGUGAAACAAAAGGAAGGACUGCAGGCAGAAUGUGAGAAGUUGGCUCCAACAGAAGCUGAAAUAGAGAAAAGACAGGGGUACAUAUCUUAUUCCAAAGUGGCUGAAGACAACAAUGCCAAUAACAAGCUAGCUGAGGAUACCAAAAGAAACACAAAGAUACCAUCAGAAUCUGGAGAAGAUUCGUAUAAGGCACUACUGACAGAUGAACCAGGAGAGACUAUUAGAGGUCUGACCAAUCACAAUGUCGAAGGCCCUGAAAAUAAUCUUGAUUCUUUGUUGGUGAAACAAGGGGAAGGUAUGCAAGGAGAAGGUGAUAACCUGGGUCAGACAAAAACUUCUAUCAAAGUGGCUGAAGACGAAGACAAUAUCAGGCCGAUUGAGACUACAAGGAACAGUAUAAAGGUCAUAUUGAAAGGUGAAGAAGAUUCAGAACACGUCUUGCAGAAAGAUGAUCCACAACAGAAGCCCAUACUGGAGAGAAAUCAUGAUGUUGAAAAACCUGAAGAAAAUCUUGAUAAGUCAUUGGUGAACCAAGAGGAAGACCUCCAGGUACAAGGUGAGCACUUGGUUCCAACAGAAGCCUCAAUGGAGAAUAAAGACGAGGACAUACCUAAUGUCAAAAUGGCUGGACACAAAGCCGAAAACAACAUGCAAGAUGAGGACAGAGAAAACAGUCCAAAGGGAACACCCAAAGUUGAAGAUUCAGAACAUAGUUUGAAUAAAGAUGCACGAGGAGAGAUCAUUGGCUGUGAGGCAGAUCAUGAAAUUGAAAGCCUUGAAAAAAUUGAUAGUAGUCCGUUGGUUAACCAAGAGGUAUUUCUGCAGGGAGAAGGUGAGAACCUGAUUUCAAAGGAAGCUUCAGAGGAGAGAAGAGACGAGGACACAUCUUACAUGAAAAUAGCCAAUUGUAAUGAUAAUGAUGACAAUGAUGGGGUUGCUGCUGAGGCUGCAGACAUUAGUGUGAAGGCAACGACAAAAGGUGAAGAAAAUUUGGAUCAGGUCUUACAGAAAGAUGAACCAGGAAAGCAGCCUGAACAACUUCUAGAUGUAGUAUCUGAAGAUAAGGAGCCAGAAUAUAUACUCGAAAAGAUGGAAAAUACUACCCUCAUGAAAGAGGAAGGAAUCAUUCAGAAUCUUGAAGAAACUUUGGAAGUAGAAAAGAAAGAAGAAACAAAAACUGUGGACGAUAAAAAAGAAAAAGAAGCUGCAAUAGAAAAGGUGUUCAAUACUACUAGUUUCAGCGAAGAAAUUGGAGUACAAAUGGCAGAGGAAAUUCAUAAUAUUCGGGACCGGUCUCCAGAAUUCAAUGAGAAGGAACUGACUAAAGAAAACUCCAUAGAAGAACAGCAAUAUGGGGCAUUAGAGACAGCAGCUUCAAGUACAAACACAGAAAAAUCAGUCAUAGAGAAACCAGCUACUGCAGAACUCCCGUCUUCAUCGGAUGAAAAAGAAACAGUAAAGGAACGCAUAAAGGAAGAAGAAAGUGAUGUUACAGUGUUAAAAGAAGAGGCCGGAGGCACAACUUUGGAGUUCAUAAAACAGACCGAGGCAACAGAGUUGACAGAGAAAGCAAAAGCAGAGAACUUACAGGACUGUGCAGGGCAAAGUAGAGACUUCACUGCUUUGACUACUAUAGAGAACUAUUCUUUUAUGCCUGAGGUGCCUGUGGAAGAGAUUAAUGAAAAGCUUCUGAAGCAAGAAAAAAACACAAUUAUUGAUUCUGACUCUGCAUCUGAAGCAGUUGUGACUGAGGAAGGGUUGAAAGAAACCAAACCAGAUAAAAAAGAGCAUGUCAAAAGCUUUGAUAUUGUUCCUGAAGAGAAGGGCCUAGCAACCUUUGAAACAGGAGUUAGUCUAGACUCUGUAGAUAUUGAGGUGCAAUCAGAGGAAAAUUCAAAGUCAGAAGAGAUUAUGGGCAAGAAGAUUUUAACAGUACCAGAUGAAACUGGAGAAAAAAUUGAGCAUCAAAUGGAAGAUAAAGCUCCUACUGGAGGAAUUGACAAUGAAUUAUCAUUGACCACUAGGGAGACAACUUUAGAUGGCAUAUCAGGAGAUGGCUCUCGAGAUUAUUACAUAAUGCCAUUACAAGAACAUGUGCCCACAGCAACUGCAGUGGGCAAGAUAAUGGAAGAGACUUCGGCAAGAGAUGAAAUUAUAGAUGAAAUUGCAAAAAUUCCUUCAAGUGUGCAAAAAACAGAUGAGAAGUUAAUACAAAAGGAAGAUGAGUCCAUUAAUCCAACAGAUGCUUCUGAACUUUUGUCUUCGGAUGACGGGAAGGACAGUGCGAUUGAAGAACUAAAGCACGCGGAUGCAGAGUUGCACAUGCCCCCAAAGCGACACAUUGAAAAGAACAGCUACGAAACUGAAGAUGUUGAGAUAUCAAAGAGAGGAGAAACAAGUGAUUUAGCAGAUCAAACAGAGGUAUGCAAAUUGGAGUCUUUGGAAGUUGAAAAUCCAUCAGAUGACCCCUCAAAGCCCAUUGCAGUCAGUCCAUAUCAAGGUAGCGAAAAGACUAUCUUGGAACAAGGGGACUUUGUUCAGACUGAAGGAAUCUUAACAGGUGUUCUAGUAGAGAAAGGAACAACUGGCAUGAAAACAAAUGUUUGUAGCCAGGAAUGUGAGCCAACCAACACCAAAAACGAUGAACUAUUGGCAGAAAAGAAUCUUGAAUCGGAUGAUCUGGAUCCAAAGCUAGUUUUCAUCACCGAAUCAGGGCACAAAGAUCCAAGUCAUGAAACACUCCCUAAAACCAACAAGAGCCAAACUGAAGAGAACAACAAUGAUGUUCAGGAUUGGAAUUUUGAAUCAGUUGAACCACAAAUUAAACCACAAGUUCAAGGUAAAACAGAGACAAAAAUGGCAAUGGAGACCAAAUUGAAGGCUGAAGAUCGUAUUAAUGUAUCACAAACUACAAAAGAGACCAUUACAACUCACAUUGUAACUGAAGGGGUGCAUGAGAGAAUUCAGGAAGUUAGUGGAAGUGAAGGCAUCAACGAACAGGCCAUACAUGGAGAGAGUGAGUUGAAGGAAACUCAGAAAGUAUCUGCUGAAGAUUACGCACUUGAGAAGGUGGAAGACUGUGGAACAAAAUCUACUGAUUACCUAGAGGCAACAGACUCCAAUGAGCAGACGGAAACAGUUAAAACAGAUAUCCAAGAACCAACAAGGGAGAAAGAAACAUCUGGUACAAAAGCACUGAAAGAAGAAAAGCUACAAGAUGAGUUCAGUCUUAAGCCUGAAGAUGUCACUACAACAGUAGUUGAAGAUUCAGAAGAAAAGAUCAAAGUGGAAGUUGAUCAGUUUCUUGAAGACAGUGACAAUGCAACUGUGGUACCAACAAAGUCAAUUGUAGGAGAAGUUCCCAUGGAUGACAAAGCUGUCAAGGAAACAAGCUCAGAUGAGAGAUUAGAAACUAUCACAAUUCAGCCUCAUCCACAAACUGAAGAAGUUGGCAGCAAGAAUUUCAGAAUGGAGGCAGUUGAUGGAAGUGAAAGCAUCAAAGAACAGGCCAUAGAACAAGAGAGUCAGUUGAAAGAAAUUUAUGAAGUAUCUACUGAAGAUGACAUACUUAAAAAGAUGGAAGACUAUGGAACAAAAUCCUCCAAUUACCUAGAGGCAAAAGACCCCAAAAAGCAUACAGAAACAAUUCAAGAACCUACAAGGGAGACAGAAGCAUCUGGUACAAAAGCACAAGCAGAAGAAAAGAUACAAGAUGAGGUCAGUCUUAAGCAUGUAGAUGUCUCAAAGACAGAAGCUGAGGAUACAAAAGAAACGAUAAAAGAAAAGAUAGAAGUGGAAGCAGAUAAUUUUCUUGAUAAGAAUGACAAUACAACUAUGGUACCAGCAAAGCCACCCAUACAAGAAGCACACAUGGAUGACAACUCAAAUGAGAGUUUAAAAACUACCACAAUUCAGCCUUGUCCACAGGCUGAAGAAGUUGGCAACAAGAAACUCCAAAUUGAGGAAGUUGAUGGAAGUGAAGGCAUCAAAGAACAGGCCAUACAUGCAGCGAGUGAGUUGAAGGAAACACAUAAAGUAUAUGUUGAAGAUGACAUACUUGAGAAGGUGGAAGACUUUGGAACAAAAUCCUCUGAUUACCAAGAAGAAACAGACUACAAUGAGCAGAUAGAAACACUUAAAGCUGAUAUUAAAGAGACAGCAAGGGAGACAGAAGCAUCAGGUACAAAAGUAUAUGCGGAAGAUGGCAUAGUUGAGAAGGUGGAAGGCUGUGUAAGAAAAUCGUCUGAUGUGAGUGUAGAAACUAUCCCAAUUCAACCUUCACCACAGGCUGAAGAAGUUGGCAGCAAGAAACUCCAAAUUGAGGAAGUUGAUGGAAGUGAAGCCAUCAAAGAACAGGUAAUACAUGUAGAGAGUGAGUUGAAGAAAAUACAAAAAGUAUAUGUUGAAGAUGACAUAGUUGAGAAGGUGGAAGACUUUGGAGCAAAAUCCUCUGACUACCAAGAAGAAAAAGACUCCAGUGAGCAGACAGAAACACUUAAAGCAGAUAUUCAAGAGAAAACAAGGCAGACUGAAGCAUCGGGUACAGAAGUAUAUGUUGAAGAUGACAUAGUUGAGAAGGUGGAAGACUGUGGAAGAAAAUCCUCUAAUUACCUAGAGGAAACAAGCUCCAUUAAACAGACGGAAACAAUUACAGCAAAUACUCAAGAGCUGACGAGGGAGACAGAAGUGUCCGAAACAAAAGCACCAGAAGAAGAAAAGAUACAAGGGGAGGACAAUCUCAAGCCUGUAGAAAUCUCCACAACAGAAGCUGAAUGUACAAAAGAAAUGAUUAAAGAAAAGAUCAAAGUGAAGGCAGAUAAAUUCCUUGAUGGGGAUGACAAUGCAACUGUGGUACCAGCAGAGUCAACCAUACGAGAAGCGCACAUGGAUGAAGAAGUUGGCAAGGAAACUAGAACGGAUGAGAGUGUAGAAACUAUCCCAAUUCAGCUUUGUCCACCGGCUGAAGAAGUUGGCAGCAAGAAACUCCAAAUUGAGGAAGGUGAUAGAAGUGAAGGCAUCAAAGAUCAGGCCACACAUGCAGAGAUUGAGUUGAAGGAAAUACAUAAAGUAUAUGCUGAAGAUGACAUGGUUGAGAAGGUGGAAGACUGUGGAAGAAAAUCCCCUGAUUACCUUGAGGACACAGACUCCAGUGAGCAGACAGAAGCACAUACAACAAAUAUUCAAGAGCCAACAAAGGAGACAAAAGCAUCUAGAAAUAACGCACUGGAAGAUGUAAUGAUACAAGACGAGGUCAGUCUUAAGCAUGUAGAAAUCUCGACAACAGAAGCAAAAGAUACAAACGAAGCGAUUAAAGAAAAGAUGGAGACAGAUAAAUUCCUUGAUGAGGAUGACAAUGUAAAUGCGGUACCAGCAGAGUCAACCAUAAGAGAAGCGCACAUGGAUGAAGAAACUGUCAAGGAAACAAGAUCGGAUGAGAGUGUAGAAACUAUCCCAAUUCAGCCUUGUACACAAGCUGAAGAAGUUGGUAGCAAGAAACUCCAAAUUGAGGAAGUUGAUGUAAGUGAAGGCAUCAAAGAACAGGCCAUACAUGCAGAGAGUGAGUUGAAGGAAAUACAUAAAGUAUAUGCUGAAGAUGACAUACUUGAGAAGGUGAAAGAGUUUGGAACAAAAUCCUCUGAUUACCAAGAAGAAACAAACUCCAAUGAGCAAACAAAAAUAUUUAAAGCAGAUGUUCAAGAGACAACAAGGGAGACAGAAGCAUUAGGUGCAAAAGUAUAUGCUGAAGAUAACAUAGUUGAGAAGGUAGAAGACUCUGGAAGAAAAUCCUCUGAGUACCAAGAGGAAAAAGACUCCAUUAAACAGACAGAAACACUUACAGCAGAUUUUCAAGAGCCAACAAGGGAGACAGAAGCGUCUGAUUCAAAAGCACUUGAAGAAGAAAAGAUACAAGGCGAGAUUAGGCUUAAGCCUGCAGAAAGCUCCACAACAAAAGUUGAAGAUACAAAAGAAAAGAUUGAAGAAAAUAUCAAAGUGGAGGCAGAUAAAUUCAUUGAUGGGGAUGACAAUGCAACUGCGGUACCAACAGAGUCAACCAGACGAGAAGCGCACAUGGAUGACAAAGCUAUCAAGGAAACUAGAUCGGAUGAGAGUGUAGAAACUAUCCCAAUUCAGCCACAUCCACAGGUUGAAGAAGUUGGCAGCAAGAAACUUCAAAUUGAAGAAGUUGAAGGAAGUGAAGGCAUCAAAGAACAUGCCACACAUGCAGAGAGUGAGUUGAAGGAAAUACAUAAAGUAUAUGCUGAAGAUGACAUACUUGAAAAGGUGGAAGAGUUUGGAAAAAAAUCAGCUGAUUACAAAGAAGAAACAGACUCCAGUGAGCUAACAAAAACCCUUAAAGUAGAUGGUCAAGAGACAACAAGGGUGACAGAAGCAUCGGGUUCAACAGUAUUUGCUGAAGAUGACAUUGUUGAGAAGGUGGAAGAUUGUGGAAGAAAAUCCUCUGAUUACCUAAAGGAAAUAGACUCCAAUAAGAAGACAGAAACAUUUAAACCAGAUAUCCAAGAGCCAACAAGGGAGAUAGAAACGUCCGGAAGAAAAGCACCGGAAGAAGGAAAGAUACAAGAUGAGGUCAGUCUUAAACCUAUAGAAAUCUCCACAACAGAAACUGAAGAUACGAAAGAAACAAUUAAAGAAAAUAUCAAAGUGGAGACAGAUAAAUUCCUCAAUGAGGAUGACAAUGCAACUAUGGUACCAACAGAGUCACCCGUACGAGAAGCGCACGUGGAUGAUGAAGCUGUCAAGGAAACUAGAUUGGAUGGGAGUGUAGAAAGUAUCCCAAUUGAGCCUUGUCCACAGCCUGAAGAAGUUAGCAGCAAGAACCUCCAAAUUGAAGAGGUUGAUGGAAGUGAAGGCAUCAAAGAACAGGCCAUACAUGCAGAGAGUGAGUUGAAAGAAAUACAUAAAGUAUAUGCUGAAGAUGACAUACUUGAUAAGGUGGAAGAGUUUGGAAAAAAAUCCCCUGAUUAUCUAGAAGAAACAGAUUCCAGUGGGCAAACAGAAACACUUACAGUAGAUAUUCAAGAGCCAACAAGAGAGACGGAAGCAUCCGGAACAAAAGCACCGGAAGAAGUAACGAUACAAGACAGGGUCAGUCUUAAGCCCAUUGAAAUCUCGACAAUAGAUGCUGAAGAUACAAAAGGAACAAUUAAACAAACUAUCAAAGUGGAGCCAGAUAAAUUCCUUGAUAAGGAUGACAAUAAAACUGCAGUACCAGCAGAGUCAACCAUACGAGAAGCGCACAUGGAUGACGAAGCUGUCAAGGAAACUAGAUCGGAUGAGAGUGUAGAAACUAUCCCAAUUCAGCCUUGUCCACUUAUUGAAGAAGUUGGCAGCAAGAAACCCCAAAUCGAGGAAAUUGAUGUAAGUGAAGGUAUCAAAGGACAGGCCACACAUGCAGAGAGUGAGUUGAAGGAAAUACAUAAAGUAUAUGCUGAAGAUGACAUACUUGAGAAGGUGAAAGACUUUGAAACAAAAUCCUCUGAUUACCAAGAAGAAACAAACUCCAAUGAGCAAACAGAAGUACUUAAAGCAGAUGUUCAAGAGACAACAAGGGAGAUAGAAGCAUCGGGUGCAAAAGUAUGUGCCGAAGAUGACAUAGUUGAGAAGGUAGAAGACUAUGGAAGAAAAUCCUCUGAUUACCUAGCAGAAACAAGCUCCAUUAAGCAGACAGAAACAAUUACAGCAGAUACUCAAGAGCUGACAAGGGAUACAGAAGCAUCCGAAACAAAUCCAUUGGAAGAAGAAAAGAUACAAGGCGAGGUCAGUCUUAAGCCUGCAGAAAUCUCCACAACAGAAGCUGAAGGUACAAGUGAAACGAUUAAAGAAAAGAUCAAAGUGGAUGUAGAUAAAUUCCAUGAUGAGGAUGACAAUGCAACUGCGGUACCAACAGAGUCAACCAUACGAGAAGCGCACAUGGAUGACGAAGCUGUCAAGGAAACUAGAUCGGAUGAGAGUGUAGAAACUAUCCCAAUUCAGCCUUGUCCACUUCUUGAAGAAGUUAGCAGCAAAAAACUCCAAAUUGAGGAAGUUGAUGUAGGUGAAGGCAUAAAAGAACAGGCCACACAUGUAGAGAGUGAGUUGAAGGAAAUACAUAAAGUAUAUGCUGCAGAUGACAUCCUUGAGAAGGUGAAAGACUUUGGAACAAAAUCCUUUGAUUACCAAGAAGAAACAAACUCCAAUGAGCAAAUAGAAGUACUUAAAGCAGAUGUUCAAGAGACAACAAGGGAGAUAGAAGCAUCGGGGGCAAAAGUAUGUGCCGAAGAUGACAUAGUUGAGAAGGUAGAAGACUGUGGAAGAAAAUCCUCCGAUUACCUAGUGGAAACAAGCUCCAUUAAGCGGACAGAAACAAUUACAGCAGAUACUCAAGAGCUAACAAGGGAUACAGAAGCAUCCGAAACAAAUGCAUUGGAAGAAGAAAAGAUACAAGGCGAGGUCAGUCUUAAGCCUGAAGAAAUCUCCACAACAGAAGCUGAAGGUACAAAAGAAACAAUUAAAGCAUGGAUCAAAGUGGAGCCAAAUAUAUUCCUUGAUGAGGUUGACAAUGCAACUGCGGUACCGACAGAGUCAACCAUACGAGAAGCUCACAUGGAUGAUGAAGCUGUCAAGGAAACUAGAUCGGAUGAGAGUGUAGAAACUAUCCCAAUUCAGCCUUGUCUACUUCUUGAAGAAGUUGGCAGCAAGAAACCCCAAAUUGAGGAAGUUGAUGUAAGUGAAGGUAUCAAAGAACAGGCCACACAUGCAGAGAGUGAGUUAAAGGAAAUACAUAAAGUAUAUGUUGAAGAUGACAUACUUGAGAAGGUGAAAGACUUUGAAACAAAAUCCUCUGAUUACCAAGAAGAAACAAACUCCAAUGAGCAAACAGAAGUACUUAAAGCAGAUGUUCAAGAGACAACAAGGGAGAUAGAAGCAUCGGGUGCAAAAGUAUGUGCCGAAGAUGACAUAGUUGAGAAGGUAGAAGACUGUGGAAGAAAAUCCUCUGAUUACCUAGUGGAAACAAGCUCCAUUAAGCAGACAGAAACAAUUAAAGCAGAUACUCAAGAGCUGACAAGGGAUACAGAAGCAUCCGAAACAAAUGCAUUGGAAGAAGAAAAGAUACAAGGCGAGGUCAGUCUUAAGCCUGCAGAAAUCUCCACAACAGAAGCUCCAGGUACAAGUGAAACGAUUAAAGAAAAGAUCAAAGUGGAGGCAAAUAAAUUCCAUGAUGAGGAUGACAAUGCAACUGCGGUACCAAUAGAGUCAAGCAUACGAGAAGUGCACAUGGAUGACGAAGCUGUCAAGGAAACUAGAUCAAAUGAGAGUGUAGAAAAAAUCUCAAUUCAGCCUUGUCCACUUCCUAAAGAAGUUAGCAGCAAGAAACUCCAAAUUGAGGAAGUUGAUGUAAGUGAAGGCAUCAAAGAACAGGCCACACAUGCAAAGAGUGAGUUGAAGGAAAUACAUAAAGUAUAUGCUACAGAUGACAUCCUUGAGAAGGUGAAAGACUUUGGAACAAAAUCCCCUGAUUACCAAGAAGAAACAAACUCCAAUGAGCAAAUAGAAAUAAUUAAAGCAAAUGUUCAAGAGACAACAAGGGAGACAGAAGCAUCGGGUGCAAAAGUAUAUGCCGAAGAUGACAUAGUUGAGAAGGUAGAAGACUGUGGAAGAAAAUCCCCUGUCUACCUAGAGGAAACAAGCUCCAUUAAGCAAACAGAAACAAUUACAGCAAAUACUCAAGAGCUGACAAGGGAGACAGAAGCGUCCGAAACGAAAGCACUGGAAGAAGAAAAGAUACCAGGGGAGGUUAGUCUUAAGCCUGCAGAAAUCUCCACAACCGAAGCUGAAAGUACAAAAGAAACGAUUAAAGAAAAGAUCAGAGUGGAGGCAGAUAAAUUCCUUGAUGAGGGUGACAGUGAAACUACGGUACCAGCAAAGUCUACAAUACGAGAAGCGCACAUGGAUGACGAAGCUGUCAAGGAAACUAGAUCGAAUGAGAGUGUAGAAACUAUCCCAAUUCAGCCUUGUCCACUUCUUGAAGAAGUUGGCAGUAAGAAACUCCAAAUUGAGGAAGUUGAUGUAAGUGAAGGCAUCAAAGAACAGGCCACACAUGCAGAGAGUGAGUUGAAGGAAAUACAUAAAGUAUAUGCUGCAGAUGACAUACUUGAGAAGGUGAAAGACUUCGGAACAAAAUCCUUUAGUUACCAAGAAGAAAUAAACUCCAAUGAGCAAACAGAAAUACUUAAAGCAGAUGUUCAAGAGACAACAAGGGAGACAGAAGCAUCGCGUGCAAAAGUAUGUGCUGACGAUGACAUAGUUGAGAAGGUGACGAACAACUACGUGGAAGACUGUGGAAGAAAAUCCUCUUAUUACCUAGAGGAAACAAGCUUGAUUAAGCAGACAGAAACAAUUACAGCAAAUACUCAAGAGCUGACAAGGGAGACAGAACCGUUUGAAACAAAAGCACUGGAAGAAGAAAAGAUACAAGGGGAGGUAAGUCUUAAGCCUGCAGAAAUCUCCACAACAGAAGCUGAAGGUACAAAAGAAACAAUUAAAGCACGGAUCAAAGUGGAGCCAAAUAUAUUCCUUGAUGAGGUUGACAAUGCAACUGCGGCACCCGUAGAGUCAACCAUACGAGAAGCGCACAUGGAUGACGAAGGUGUCAAGGAAACCAGAUCGGAUGAGAGUGUAGAAACUAUCUCAAUUCAGCCUUGUCCACUUCCUGAAGAAGUUGGCAGCAAGAAACUCCAAAUUGAGGAAGUUGAUGUAAGUGAAGGCAUCAAAGAACAAGCCACACAUGCAGAGAGUGAGUUGAAGGAAAUACAUAAAGUAUAUGCUGAAGAUGACAUACUUGAAAAGGUGAAAGACUUUGGAACAAAAUCCUCUGAUUACCAAGAGGAAACAAACUCCAAUGAGCAAACAGAAAUACUUAAAGCAGAUGUUCAAGAGACAACAAGGGAGACAGAAGCAUUGGGUGCAAAAGUAUAUGCUGAAGAUAACAUAGUUGAGAAGGUAGAAGACUGUGGAAGAAAAUCCUCUGAUUACCUAGAGGAAACAAGCUCCAUUAAGCAAACAGAAACAAUUACAGCAGAUACUCAAGAGCUGACAAGGGAGACAAAAGCGUCCGAAACAAAUGCACUGGAAGAAGAAAAGAUACAAGGCGAGGUCAAUCUUAAGCCUGCAGAAAUCUCCACAACAAAAGCUGAAGGUACAAGAGAAACAAUUAAAGAAAAGAUCGAAGUGAAGGCAGAUAAAUUCCAUGAUGAGGAUGACAAUGCAACUGCGGUACCAACAGAGUCAACCAUACGAGAAGCGCACAUGGAUGACGAAGCUGUCAAGGAAACUAGAUCGGAUGAGAGUGUAGAAAGUAUCCCAAUUCAACCUUGUCCACUUCUUGAAGAAGUUGGCAGCAAGAAACUCCAAAUUGAGGAAGUUGAUGUAAGUGAAGGCAUCAAAGAACAAGCCACACAUGCAGAGAGUGAGUUGGAUGAAAUACAGAAAGUAUAUGCUGAAGAUGACAUACUUGAGAAGGUGAAAGAGUUUGGAACAAAAUCCUCUGAUUACCAAGAGGAAACAAGCUCCAAUGAGCAAGCAGAAAUACUUAAAGCAGAUGUUCAAGAGACAACAAGGGAGACAGAAGCAUCGGGUGCAAAAGUAUAUGCUGAAAAUGACAUAGUUGAGAAGGUAGAAGACUGUGGAAGAAAAUCCUCUGACUACCUAGAGGAAACAAGCUCCAUUAAGCAGACAGAAACAAUUACAGCAAAUACUCAAGAGCUGACAAGGGAGACAGAAGCGUCCAAAACAAAAGCCCCGGACGAAGAAAAGAUACCAAGGGAGGUCAGUUUUAAGCCUACAGAAAUCUCCACAACAAAAGUUGAAAGUACAAAAGAAACUAUUAAAGAAAAGAUCAGAGUGGAGGCAGAUAAAUUCCUUGAUGAGGUUGACAAUGAAACUACGGUACCAGCAGAGUUAACCAUACGAGAAGCGCACAUGGAUGACGAAGCUGUCAAGGAAACUAGAUCAGAUGAGUGUGUAGAAACUAUCCCAAUUCAACCUUGUCCACUUCUUGAAGAAGUUGGCAGAAAGAAACUCCAAAUUGAGGAAGUUGAUGUAAGUGAAGGCAUCAAAGAACAGGCCACACAAGCAAAGAGUAAGUUGAAGGAAAUGCAUAAAGUAUAUGCUGAAGAUGACAUACAUGGGAAGGUGAAAGACUUUGGAAUAAAAUCCUCUGAUUACCAGGUAGAAACAAACUCCAAUGAGCAAACAGAAAUACUUACAGCAGAUGUUCGAGAGACAACAAAGGAGACAGAAGCAUCCGAUGCAAAAGUAUAUGCUGAAUAUGACAUAGUUGAGAAGGUAGAAGACUGUGGGAGAAAAUCCCUUGACUACCUAGAGGAACCAAGCUCCAUUAAGCAGACAGAAACAAUUACAACAGAUACUCAAGAGCUAACAAGGGAGACAGAAGCGUCCAAAACGAAAGCACCGGAAGAAGAAAAGAUACAAGGGGAGGUCAGUCUUAAGCCUGCAGAAAUCUCCACAACAGAAGCUGAAAGUACAAAAGAAACGAUUAAAGAAAAGAUCAAAGUGGAGGCAGAUAAAUUCCUUAAUGAGGAUGACAGUGAAACUGCGGUACUAGCAAAGUCAACAAUACGAGAAGCGUACAUGGAUGACAAAUCUGUCAAGGAAACUAGAUCGGAUGAGAGUGUAGAAACUAUCCCAAUUCGGCCUUGUCCACUUCCUGAAGAACUCGGCUGUCAGAAACUCCAAAGUGAGGAAGUUGAUGUAGGUGAAGGCAUCAAAGAACAGGCCACACAUGCAGAGAGUGAGUUGACGGAAAUACAUAAAGUAUAUGCUGAAGAUGACAUACUUGAGAAGGAGAAAGACUUUGGAACAAAAUCCUCUGAUUACCAUGAGGAAACAAACUCCAAUGAGCAAAAAGAAAUAUUUAAAGCAGAUGUUCAAGAGACAACAAGGGAGACAGAAGCAUCGGGUGCAAAAGUAUAUGCCGAAGAUGACAUAGUUGAGAAGGUGGAAGACUAUGGAAGAAAAUCCUCUGAUUACCUAGAGGAAACAAGCUCCAUUAAGCAGACAGAAACAAUUACAGCAGAUACUCAAGAGUUGACAAGGGAGACAGAAACGUCCGAAAGAAAAGUACCGGAAGAAGAAAAGAUAAAAGGCAAGGUCAGUCUUAAGCCUGCAGAAAUCUCCACAACAGAUGCUGAAGGUACAAAAGAAAUGAUUAAAGAACAAAUCAAAGUGGAGGCAGAUAAAUUCCUUGAUGAGGUUGACAAUGCAACUGCGGUACCCGCAAAGUCAACUAUACGAGAAGCGCACAUGGAUGACGAAGGUGUCAAGAAAGCUAGAUCGGAUGAGAGUGUAGAAACUAUCCCAAUUCAGCCUUGUCCACUUCCUGAAGAAGUUGGUAGUAAGAAACUCCAAAUUGAGGAAGUUGAUGUAAGUGAAGGCAUCAAAGAACAGGCCACACAUGCAGAGAGUGAGUUGAAGGAAAUACAUAAAGUAUAUGCUGAAGAUGACGUACUUGAGAAGUUGAAAGACUUUGGAACAAAAUCCUCUGAUUACCAAGAGGAAACAAAUUCCAAUGAGCAAACAGAAAUACUUAAAGCAGAUGUUCAAGAGACAACAAGGGAGAAAGAAGCAUCGAGUUCAAAAGUAUAUGCUGAAGAUGACAUAAUUGAGAAGGUGGAAGCCUGUGGAAGAAAAUCCUCUGAUUACCUAGUGGAAACAAGCUCCAUUAAGCAGACAAAAACAAUUACAGCAAAUACUCAAGAGCUGACAAGGGAUACAAAAGCAUCCGAAACAAAUGCAUUGGAAGAAGAAAAGAUACAAGGCGAGGUCAGUCUUAAGCCUGCAGAAAUCUCCACAACAGAAGCUGAAGGUACAAGUGAAACGAUUAAAGAAAAGAUCAAAGUGGAGGCAGAUAAAUUCCAUGAUGAGGAUGACAAUGCAACUGCAGUACCAACAGAGUCAACCAUACGAGAAGCGCACAUGGAUGACGAAGUUGUCAAGGAAACUACAUCGGAUGGGAGUGUAGAAACUAUCCCAAUUCAGCCUUGUCCACUAGUUGAAGAAGUUGGCAGCAAAAAACUCCAAAAUGAGGAAGUUGAUGUAAGUGAAGGCAUCAAAGAACAGGCCACACAUGUAGAGAGUGAGUUGAAGGUAAUACAUAAAGUAUAUGCUGAAGAUUACAUACUUGAGAAGGUGGAAGAGUUUGGAAAAAAAUCUGCUGAUUACAAAGAAGAAACAGACCACAGUAAGCUGACAGAAACCCUUAAAGCAGAUGUUCAAGAGACAACAAGGGUGAUAGAAGCAUCAGGUUCAAAAGUAUACGCUAAAGAUGACAUGUUUGAGAAGGUGGAAAACUAUGGAACAAAAUCCUCUGAUUACCUAGAGGAAACAGACUCCAAUAAGCAGACAGUAACAAUUACAGCAGAUAUCCAAGAGACAACAGGGGAGACAGAAUCGUCCGGAAGAAAAGCAUCGGAAGAAAGAAAGAUACAAGAUGAGGUCAGUCUUAAGCCUGUACAAAUCUCCACAACAAAAGCUGAAGAUACAAAAGAAAUGAUUAAAGAAAAUAUCAAAGUGGAGGUAGAUAAAUUCCUCCAUGAGGAUCACAAUGCAACUAUGGUACCAACAAAGUCACCCGUAGGAGAAGCGCACAUGGAUGACGAAGCUGUCAAGGAAACUAGAUCGGAUGAGAGUGUAGAAACUAUCCCAAUUCAGUAUUGUCCACUUUCUAAAGAAGUUGGCAGCAAGAAACUCCAAAUUGAGGAAGUUGAUGUAAGUGAAGGCAUCAAAGAACAGGCCACACAUGCAGAGAGUGAGUUGAAGGAAAUACAUAAAGUAUAUGCUGAAUAUGACAUACUUGAGAAGGUGAAAAACUUUGGAACAAAAUCCUCUGAUUACCUAGAAGAAACAGACUCCAAUGAGCAGAUAGAAACACUUAAAGCAGAUGUUCAAGAGACAACAAGGGAGACAAAAGUGUCCGAAACAAAAGCACUAGAAGAAGGAAAGAUACAAGACAAGGUCAGUCUUGAGCAUGUAGAAAUCUCCACAACAGAAGCUGAAGAUACAAAAGAAAUGAUUAAAGAAAAGAUCAAAGUGGAGGCAGAUAAAUUCCUCGAUGAGGAUGACAAUGCAACUAUGGUACCAGUAGAGUCAACCGUACGAGAAGCGCACAUGGAUGACGAAGCUGUCAAGGAAACUAGAUUGGAUGAGAGUGUAGAAACUAUCCCAAUUCAGCCUUGUCCGCAAGCUGAAGAAGUUGGCAGCAAGAAACUCCAAAUUGAGGAAGUUGAUGGAAGUGAAGGCAUCAAAGAACAGGCCACACAUGCAGAGAGUGAGUUGAAGGAAAUACAUAAAGUAUAUGCUGAAGAUGACAUACUUGAGAAGGUGAAAGACUUUGGAACAAAAUCCUCUGAUUACCAAGAAGAAACAGACACCAAUAAGCAAACAAAAAUACUUAAAGCAGAUGUUCAAGAGACAACAAGGGAUACAAAAGCAUCAGGUGCAAAAGUAUAUGCUGAAUAUGACAUAGUUGAGAAGGUGGAAGACUAUGGAAGAAAAUCCUUUGAUUACCUAGAGGAAACAUGCUCCAUUAAACAGACAGAAACAAUUACAGCAAAUACUCAAGAGCUGACAAUGGAGACAGGAGCAUUUGGUAUAAAAGCACCAGAAGAAGAAAAGAUACAAGACAAAGUCAGUCUUAAGCUUGUAGAUGUCUUGAGAACAGAAGCUGAAGAUACAAAAGAAAUGAUUAAAGAAAAGGUCAAGGUGGAAGCAGAUAAUAUUCUUGAUGAGGAUGACAAUGCAACUAUGGUACCAGCUGAGUCACCCAUACGAGUAGCUCACAUGGAUGACAAAGUUGUCAAGGAAACUAUCUUGGACAAGAGUUUAGAAACUAUCACAAUUCAGCCUUGUCCUCAAGCUGAAGAUUUUGGAAUUGAGGAAGUUGAUGAAAGUGAAGGCAUCAAAGAACAAGCCAUGCAUGGAGAGCGUGAGUUGAAGGAAAGUCAUAGAGUAUCUGCUGAAGAUGACAUACUUCAAAAGGUGGAAGAUUAUGGAACAAAAUCCUCUAAUUACCUAGAGGCAACAAACCCCAGUGAGCAGGCAGCAACAGUUAAAGCAAAUAUCCAAGAGCUGACAAUGGAGACAGAAUUAUCUGGCACAAAAGCACCGGAAGAAGAAAAUAUACAAGAUGAGGUCAGUCUCAAGCCUGCAAAUGUCUCGACAAGAGAAGCUGAAGAUGCAAAAGAAAAGAUUAAAGAAUAUAUUGAAGUGGAAGUAGGUAAGUGUCUAGAUGAGAAUGACAAUGCAACUGCAGUACCAGCAGAAUCACACAUAGGAGAAGCUCAUAUGGACGUCGAAGCUGUCAAGGAAAUUAGCUUGGAUGAGAGUUUAGAAACUAGCACAAUUGAGAACAUAAGAUUAGAGCAAGAGGGUCCCAUGGCUCACAAAAAUGAAGAGAAAGAGAGUGUAACUCCGGUGAAACCAGGUGCAGAUGAAGUCGAGGAUGCCAAAACAAUUCCCAACGCAGUUAUCUGCUCCAAGUACCUUGGUGUUGAAGAAACCCAGGAAACUGGGCAGAGUUUAAGAGUGGAAAAGCUGGAUUCAGAUAGAACUGAGGAGGGAAUCAAAGAAGAUUCUGGAACACUGUCCGAAGCCAAAUAUCUGGGCAUUGAAAUGGUUACCCAAGGUGAAAUGACUUCUGGCCAGACUCUCCCUACAGGGAAUCGGGAAGAGGAAUUUCAAACACUAUCUUCUGCUUUGCUUUCUUUGGAACAGGAGCAUGGACCUAAAUUCAUAGUCAAGGAGGCAGAAGCAAUCAAAAUAAUGGAAGAGGAGAUAAUCGAUGAUAAGAAUAUCGAUGAUUCUUUGGCGAUAAAGGCAACAGAAGAUGCAUGCUUGCAAAAUAAAGAGCAACUUCAAACAUUAUCUUCUGCACUGCUUUCUGAGGAACAGAAGCAUGAAGCUCAAACAGAAUUCAAGAAGACAGAAGAAGAAAGCACAAAGGAAGUGGAGACACUAGAUGACAAGAAUAUGAACAAUUUUUCAGCAAUAAAGGAAUCAGAAGAGAGGGGCUUGGAGCAAGAGGAGCCCAUGGAUCAUGAACAUGUGGAGAAAGAGAGUGCGACUCUGGAGAAACAAGAUACAGAUGAAGCUGAGGUAACCAAAACAGUUUCUGCUGCAGACUCUAGGCCCAAAUACUUUGGUGUUGAAGAAACUCAUGAAAUUGGGGAAAGUUUAAGAGUUGAAAAGCUGGAUUCAGAAGGAAAUGAGGAAGGAGUCAAAGAAUCUUCUGUGACAGUGUUUAAAUCUGAAUCUCUGGGCAUUGAAACGGUUACCAAAGAUGUAAUGACUCCUGAUCAGACUCUCCCUGCAGUGAUUCUGGAAGAUCACUUUCAAAUAGCAUCUUCUGAAUUGCAUUCUUUGGGACAAGAGCAUGGACCUACAACUGCAUUUACGGACACAGAAGCAAUCAAGACAACAAAAGUGAAGAUGCUUGAUGAUGAGACAUGCCUGCAAGAGGAAGUAAGUGAAAGUCUGAAAAGUACAGAUACAAAUGAAGUUGAGGAAACCAAAACAGCUUCUGGUACUGUUUUCGAGUCCAAAUAUCAAACUGAUGAAACUGGGGAGAGACUAACAGUGGAGAAGCUCGAUGCAGCUGAGGGUAAAGAAACCAAAGGAACUUCAGAAACAUCAUCUAACUCUAAAGCUCUAUGUGUUGAAGCAGAUAGCAAAGAUGAAGUCAUUGCUGGUCAGACACUCGCUGCAGGGAAGUUGGGAGAGCAACUUCAAACUCUAUCUUCUUCAUUUCUUUCCAGGGAACAGGAGCACAGACCCACAACCGCAGCCGAGAGGACAGAAGAAGAGGAAAUGGAGGAAGCUAAAAUAAUAGGUGAUGAGAGUAUUGACAAUUCUUCUGCUGCAAAGACAACAGAAGGAACAUGCUUAAAAAUGAAAGAACAUGUGGAGCUCGAGGUAUCCACACUGGGGCUUGAAAGCAGUAAGGCCACACAUAAUGGCAGCUCAAAUGAAAUACAGGAGGAAGAAGGCAGCAAGCUAGAUCAAGCUUCAAAACUAGAUUCUCAUGAGAAAGAAGAGAUGAAAUAUGAUGAUUCUCCAUCAGGAGUCCAGAGUCCUCUAGUACUCCCAAAAUCAGAAGAUAUGAAAGAAAAGCAUCUUGAGGCAGCAAUGAGUGACUUGAAUGCUGAAGAGAAUUGGUGCAAGGAAACAGUUGAGGAAAAUCAAAUAUUCAAGAACCAAAUUUCUAUGGAAGAGGUCAGAGAGGUCAUGGAGGAAAAGGAAGUUGCUAAGGAUUCUCAAUCAGUUUCUCCGGCUGAAGAAACAAUUAUAGAGAGCCAUCAAGGAGAUGAACUAAAAGCAGAAGAGUGUCCUGAAGAGGAGACAAACAAAACUUUUAAAGCCACAACGAAAGCAAAUCAGCAUGAAGCACUCAAGUUGCCUGAACUAAUUGACAAGGACAGUGCAAACGAGAACAUUGAAAAGAAGAUUACAGCAGAAGAGAGCAGCUAUCUGGAUGAAGCAGAGGGGAAGAACAUUGAGAAGGCAGUAAGUGAGCAGGACCUUGAUUAUAAGAGUGGUGAAACACGCAUCACAAAGGAGAAAACAGAAGUCAUUACACUCGGUGAAAAGGAAACGGGUGUAGAGAUAUCACAGAAGGAAGGCACUGCAGGUUUUUCAGAAGUCAACGAAAUCACUGAAGACAUUCAGCAGCUGGAGAAUUAUGCAGUAUCUGAAAUAAAGAUUCCAGGAGAAGAAGAGCCCAGUGAGAACAAAGAGGCAGCGUUUAUAACAGACAAUGAAGAUGUUCUACCAGUGCUACAGCAUCCAAGUGACAAAGCCUUGCAGGAGGUUGAGCUAGAACAUGAAAGACCUGGAAAAGCUACUGAGGUUGAUGCAGAAGAGAGAGGGAUUGAAUGUGAAGGAGAAAAAAGAAUGGGGGCUUCAGGUGAAAUAAACAAGGAGUCUGCAUCAGUGGAUUCAGCUAAGAUGUCAUUAUCUGGCCUCAUGCAGAGAUCCAUGAAAAAAAAAUUGCAAGAAGCUAAGAACUUGACAAAGGAGAGAGAACCAAUGCCCAGCAAAGCAGAAAUACAAAAUGAAGAGGCAGAAACGACUCAAAUUGACAAAGCAAGAGCAGACGAAGAGGAAGGAGAUGAACACAAAAGAUCAGAACCAGAUUCUGAUGCUCCAGUCAUGGUAGAAGCCUCUAAAGAUACCUAUGCUAAGGUUCCUCACAAGAAAUCUCAUAAUAUCCUAUCAGGUGUUGGAUCAAAGGUCAAGCAUUCACUUUCGAAGGUGAAGAAAGCCAUUACCGGCAAGUCUUCCCAUCCAAAGACAUCAUCACCGAAAUAAUAUAAGAAAGCAGAUGACUCCAUCAGUUGCAAAAAUUCAGAUGCAGAGACAGUUAUGUAAGAAGGGCUUGUUGUUAGUUUGAAGUUUUGAAAUUGUUACAGAAUUUUGAGUGUGGUGUGUAUUUGUACAGCUUGAAUAAGUUCGGACUCAUUAUUUGUGAAGAGUCAAGCGAACAAUGGCAUGAUUGUUAUUGUACAGCCAACCUCCAUAUUGUAAAACAUAUUCUGCUCAGACAAGUAUCAAGAUGUCAUAAUAUAAAUCAAAGUGAUUAUUUGCUUGAA
Carya illinoinensis is the source of this 23375-nucleotide messenger RNA. RefSeq names its product titin. The record is from RefSeq and is a predicted model, not a curated record. The transcript has 51 exons. The coding region runs from base 481 to 23094 and encodes 7537 amino acids. NCBI's taxonomy places the organism in Eukaryota, Viridiplantae, Streptophyta, Magnoliopsida, Fagales, Juglandaceae.